This is a messenger RNA of Cornus florida, 2118 nucleotides long. RefSeq names its product glutamate--cysteine ligase, chloroplastic. The coding region runs from base 246 to 1826 and encodes 526 amino acids. The record is from RefSeq and is a predicted model, not a curated record. Gene Ontology annotation, molecular function: glutamate-cysteine ligase activity. Lineage: Eukaryota; Viridiplantae; Streptophyta; Magnoliopsida; Cornales; Cornaceae. The transcript is spliced from 16 exons. Gene Ontology annotation, biological process: glutathione biosynthetic process; modified amino acid biosynthetic process.
UCGUCACCAUCAUCGCUCCUUCCACAACCGAGCUAGGAAAAGAAAGCAGCAAUUGCUUUCUCUCUCUAGACCCGCCUAUUCAAUUUUGUGGCAUCCGCAAAAAGUCUGAAACCCACUACGCCAAUCGAUUCCAAACACAAUAAGCCCUAGAAAAUUCCACUCUCAUACAACCAGGUGAGGCCUCUGUUUCUGUACCCACAAUAAUAAUCCCAUCUCAUCUUACAGAUUUUUUGCAAGGGGACCUCAUGGCGCUCAUAUCUCGGGCAGGUCCAUCGUGCUGCAUUCGUACCGAGACUGUACAAUGUAAAGCUGGACAUAGUGUGGCCUUUAACAUGGUAAACAAUAUGGAGAUAUCCAAAUUGAAGGAACCUUGCAUUGGCUUGCCUUCUUUAUCAUGGAGUUCCACAAAGACAAUGCAGGGUUUGCAUUUAGAUAGUGCUCGAGGGGGAUGCAAACGAGGGCAUCGUGCAAUUGUCGCUGCAAGCCCUCCUACGGAGGAUGCUGUAAUUGCUACAGAACCACUGACAAAAAAGGACCUUGUGGCAUACCUUGCUUCUGGGUGCAAGACUAAGGAGAAUUGGAGAAUAGGUACAGAGCAUGAAAAGUUUGGUUUUGAAAUUGAUACUUUACGCCCCAUGAAGUAUGAACAAAUAGCAGAUUUGCUCUAUGGUAUUUCUGAGAGAUUUGAAUGGGAUAAAAUAAUGGAGGGUGACAAAAUUAUCGGACUCAAACAGGGGAAACAAAGCAUAUCAUUGGAACCUGGAGGUCAAUUCGAGCUUAGUGGAGCACCUCUUGAGACUUUGCAUCAAACUUGUGCUGAGGUCAAUUCACACCUUUAUCAGGUUAAAGCUGUUGCUGAGGAAAUGGGAAUCGGAUUCUUAGGAAUUGGUUUCCAGCCCAAAUGGGGAGUGAAAGACAUACCUAUAAUGCCUAAGGGAAGAUAUGAGAUUAUGAGGAACUACAUGCCAAAGGUUGGCUCUCUUGGACUUGAUAUGAUGUUUCGGACAUGCACUGUUCAGGUUAAUCUGGACUUCAGUUCUGAAGCUGACAUGAUCAGGAAAUUUCGUGCUGGUCUUGCUUUGCAGCCUAUUGCAACAGCGCUAUUUGCCAAUUCACCUUUCACUGAAGGAAAACCAAAUGGUUAUCUUAGCAUGAGAAGCCAAAUUUGGACUGAUACCGAUAAGAACCGCAGUGGCAUGAUUCCCUUUGUUUUUGAUGACUCCUUUGGGUUUGAGCAGUAUGUAGAUUAUGCUCUAGAUGUUCCAAUGUAUUUUGUCUAUCGAAACAAGAAGUACAUUGAUUGUGCUGGACUGUCCUUCCGGGAUUUCAUGGCAGGAAAACUCCCUUCUAUUCCAGGUGAAUUGCCUACGUACAAUGAUUGGGAGAAUCACCUGACAACAAUAUUUCCCGAGGUCAGGCUGAAAAGAUACCUGGAGAUGAGGGGCGCUGAUGGAGGACCUUGGAGGAGGUUAUGUGCAUUGCCUGCGUUUUGGGUGGGUCUGUUAUAUGAUGAAAUUUCUCUACAAAAUGUACUAGACAUAAUUGCUGAUUGGACCACAGAAGAAAGAGAAAUGUUGAGGAAUAAGGUACCAAUUACUGGUCUAAAGACACCAUUUCGAGAUGGAUUGCUGAAACAUAUUGCUGAGGAUGUUGUGAAGUUCGCAAAGGAUGGCUUGGAAAGGCGAGGCUAUAAGGAAACUGGAUUCUUGAAUGAAGUAACUGAGGUGGUUAGAACAGGGGUGACACCAGCCGAGAGGCUUUUGGAAAUGUACCAUGGGAAGUGGGGACGAUCUGUAGAUCCCGUAUUUGAGGAGCUGCUAUACUGAAUUGAUUUAAGUAUCAAUUCAAUAUUAGGUGGUGUCCUUUGUGUAUACACUUCUCUCCAAUUUUGGGUGUAUUCUCUGUUGUUUCUGUCCUGAACUCUUUUCAUAUAAGGCCCACUGCCAGAUUGUCUUGCAGGAAUAAAUUGUAAUGUGUAUGCUUGUGAUGAAGCUUUUCAUCCUGCUCUUACCUGUUACUAUUAGAUCAAACUUCUUUCAACUUGAUUCAAUAUUGUAUGUUGAGCUUGUGGUGAAAGUGAAGAAAUUAAAUUGAAUUUCCAAAUACAAUUACAGUAAA